Messenger RNA from Jaculus jaculus (lesser Egyptian jerboa), 1971 nucleotides. RefSeq names its product Friend virus susceptibility protein 1-like. The transcript has 5 exons. The record is from RefSeq and is a predicted model, not a curated record. The coding region runs from base 387 to 1235 and encodes 282 amino acids. NCBI's taxonomy places the organism in Eukaryota, Metazoa, Chordata, Mammalia, Rodentia, Dipodidae.
GGCCAGCGGCGUGUGGCGUGCUGCGGCAGCGUGGUCUCCGGCUGCUCCCGUGGUGCGCGUGUCCUGAGGAUGGAUGACUGUCCUGUUAGUUGUAGGGCUUAGAAAAUCACGACCACUCCUACUCCCUAGUUUUGGGAUUUGGAGCAUUUUUGUGCAGCCUAGAACAUGUGAGGGAUGGAAGAAGAAGAAAGGGCGUGGGGCGGAGACGUUAUCCAAGACUACCACGUGGAUUCCUGGAUUACUUCGGAGAAACAGGUGUGUUUUAAAGACGAAGGGCCACUCACCAUCACCCAUUGUGGUAGUUCUGCAGACAGCCUGGUCUGACUUCCUUCCCGCAAGCACCCCACUUGGGUCUCUUGCCGUUCCUGUGUUGAGGCGACCCCGUCAUGGCUGAGAGAGCGCUGGCACCCACCCAGCUAGGCCGGGGGGACCGCUACUACACAUACACAGAGCUGCUGGCCAUCUCAAGGCGCUUCAAGCAGAACCCCAAUGAGCUCAUGAUCACCUGGAUCCUAAGAGUGUAUGACCAGGGAGGCCCUGCCCUGUCCCUAAAUUCGGGGGAGCUGGGGUUGCUGGGUGACCUGACCCAUGAUGCUAUCUUCAACUACCGCUGCAAGGCCCUGCGCGGUGGCUGCCAGACACUGCUCAGCUGGCUGCGCAAGGCUUGGCGCCAGCGCUGGGAAUCCUCCCUGCACUUUGAGGCCACCGAGCUGCCCUUCCGGCCCUGGACCACCAUGGAGGAGGGCAUCCAACUGGUGCGUGAGCUGGGCAUGCUAGAGUGGAUCUACCGUGAGCCUGCUGAGCCUGAGGAUGUGGCUCCAGAGGAUGUGGCCUUCACACAGGGUCUGCAGCGGCGCCUACUCACAGCAGCACCUUCGGAGCUGCGGCUCUCACUGGUCAGCCUGUUGGUUAAGGGUAUGACUGUGCUGGAGGCAGUAAUGGAGAUCCAGACCAUUGCUGAUGUCGGCCUGCUCUGGCGCCAGAGCCAGCCUGGACGCACCAAGCUCAUGCUGGGGCCUAACCCAACACGCAAGGACCUCUUGGGUUGGUUGAUUAGCCAUGGCGUGCCCCGUGAGCAGGUGGACAGACAGCCCACCAAGGUCCUCCUGGAGCUGUAUAUCAGAGAGGCCAAGCGUAGCCGUGGCCAGCCCAACUAUGGGCUGGGUGAGGAGCAUCCCCCACCACCCCCUUACUCAGACCAGGCCGGGGAAGAGCCGCCUGUGCACCAUGACUAGCCCUGGAUUGGCUCCUUCCGACAGGUAGACAGGCAGCCUGAGCCACUGGGAGACAAGACCAGUGCCUUCCCCGUGUACCUAUAUACAGCACUUAAUACCACAAUGUGGGGCCCUGGAGAGAGGGGUACCUUUGUUCCCAGCUACCAUCUGUACAAGGAAUGAACCACAAGUGUCCACCUGUCUUGAAGGUGGGUGUUAUGGCCCCCUGGGAAUUGAGUUGUACUUGGUGGCUACAGUUGGGUCCCUGACCCACUGCCACUACAGGCCACUUUUAAUUUUUUACUUUUUUGUUUUAUAGUUUUUUUCAAUGCAACAUUUUUACUUAAUAUUUUAAGCAUAUGUAACACUACAGUUGUAAUUGGGAGGGCUUGAAAGCUUUACUGAAUAUUUUAUUUUUAAGCAUAUAACACUUUAGGGAGGGUUGGUUCCUCUUGUAAAGGCUUAGCGUCUUAAAUUUUUUUUUAAUGCAACAUUUUUUACUUUGUAUUUUAUUUUGAGCAUGUGCACUUUAGUUUUAGGUGGGGCCAGGGUCCCUUUCCUAAAGAUUUUCCUCUGAAGACCCCGCUCAGCUUUCUCUUUGCUCCGCCCAUCCCUUCUGGAACAGCCUCUCCUCUGUGGCAUCUGGUUUCCCAGGCUGCACAAGGGGCCUCGCGUUAUUGUGGGUCUGGGUUUAGUGGGGGAGCUGGGCCUGCAGCCCUGCCGUUGUGGGUACCCAUUAAACAGCAGUUGCAUCACC